Aureococcus anophagefferens is the source of this 441-nucleotide messenger RNA. RefSeq lists its product as hypothetical. Bases 1 to 441 code for a protein of 146 amino acids. The record is from RefSeq and is a predicted model, not a curated record. The transcript is spliced from 14 exons. NCBI's taxonomy places the organism in Eukaryota, Pelagophyceae, Pelagomonadales, Pelagomonadaceae.
AUGGUAGCUAGGGCGGUGGGGUUUAUGCUCACAGCAGUGUACCUCACCAUACUUGGAUGUCCUUUAUGUCAGAAGGACUGCUUAGCUGUGUACACCUGGGACUACUGGAAUGCCUCGAGCGGUCAAUUGCCUGACAAUUAUUGCUGGAAAAGGUCAGCGAAUUCCUUCAUGAUGGCCUUUAGAUAUUCCCUCUUAUACGCCUACCAGGGCUACAUCCCACAAUUGGUGAGCAGAGUCUGCCGCGGCGAGAAUAGAUUCCGCUCUGUCCCAGGCUUGGGAGGACUGAAGGCCUGGACCGAUAAGACAAACGCGGACUAUUGUUUGCUCUUUGCUAAGUUCAGCGACUGCAUCGCGAUCUUGUCCAUCGAUUUUAGUUUCGGUACGUCCCUGUACAUGAAUCUGGUGUCCUUCUGGAACUUUUUUGUCCGUCUCCACGAGUAA